Durusdinium trenchii is the source of this 1373-nucleotide messenger RNA. Lineage: Eukaryota; Dinophyceae; Suessiales; Symbiodiniaceae. The record is from the annotation of a GenBank genome assembly.
CGCGCGCACACACACACACACACCAGUCAAUCAGACUGCUUGCCAUGGGCUGAGAAUGCUGCAGCCCAAUGUAGUCAUCAUUUUGCUCGGCUGGCUGAGUGCGACCCGUUGAGCUUUUGGUUUGAAGACCGAGGCUUAAUUUAUGGCAAUGACGUUCUGUGAGAAACGAGGAAUUUGUUUUCAAUUGUUUUCACUGCUAGGUACGAGGCAAUUGACGGUUCUCGCAGACAGCCAUGGGCAAGAAAGACAACACCGGAAGACAAGUGUCGGUCCAUCUCAACGAAAGAUCCCAGCACGAAGUUUUACCAUGGGCGGCGACGAGUUAUCAGGAGCCCCUGGCACAAAGCAGGUUUAUUUGCAGGCAUACGAGAUAGAUGAGACGCCAGUCACAAAUGCCAACUUUCGGGAGUUUGUCAAAGAAACCAGGUACAGGACGGAUGCUGAGAAGUAUGGUUGGAGCUUUGUCCUCAACAGCUCCCUGAGCAAGGCUAUCCUGGCAGAAUCUGAUCAGCACAUCCAGGAUGCACCUCACUGGGUGGCUGUCCUUCAUGCCUGGUGGCGGCAUCCAGAGGGGCGUGACUCAUCCUUGAAGGAGAGGUGGAAAGAAUAUCCCGCGGUGCACAUCAGCUGGAAUGAUGCGACAGCCUACUGCAAAUGGGCAGGCAAACGAUUGCCUACGGAGGCCGAGUGGGAAAAUGCAGCACGGGGGAAGCGAAAAGAGUCCCUGUAUCCCUGGGAUGGCUCAGACGUUCGUCGUGAUGGAAGGUGGAUGAUGAACAUUUGGCAGGGGCGCUUCCCCUUUGAGAACCUGAGGGAGGAUGGCUACCAUGGGAUUAGCCCAGUGAAGGCCUUUCCAGCCAACUCCUACGGACUUUACUCAACUGUUGGCAAUGUUUGGGAAUGGACAGCGGAUCCUUUUCUCACCAGGCCAGGUGAAGAUGAGCAAUGGAUCUUAAAAGGCGGUUCCUUUGUCGACAGCAUCAAUGGGGAAUUCAAUCACAAGGCCACUGUGGUGACUCGUAUGGGUAAUACUGCUGACAGUGGAAGCUACAACACAGGCUUCAGAUGUGCAAGUGGUCAAGGCGGAGGCGGAAGGAAGCGUCCUCCAGAUCAAAAGACCUUGCAAAAGCUAGCGGAGGAUGGCGGAGUGGAAGCGGUCCAGGAAUACCUCAAGACCACAGGGUCCAACGCACAGGUUUUGACACCUGCGGAGCUGGAAAAAAAGCGAGAUAAACUCAAGGAGUCAUUGGGCGGCCAAGAGCUUUGAUGCAAAAGAACCGUGCCCAAAUACUGUAACAAUUGAAGUCCAAUGCAAGAUCUUCAAUUGCCGACAGCUCUCCUCUCAAGGUUGAAACGUAGAUGCAAUAUGGUAC